Messenger RNA from Penicillium cinerascens, 3153 nucleotides. It is a transcript of the gene cym1, whose product is annotated as pitrilysin family metalloprotease cym1. The coding region runs from base 1 to 3153 and encodes 1050 amino acids. NCBI's taxonomy places the organism in Eukaryota, Fungi, Ascomycota, Eurotiomycetes, Eurotiales, Aspergillaceae. The transcript has 2 exons. Gene Ontology annotation, molecular function: metal ion binding. Gene Ontology annotation, cellular component: mitochondrial matrix. The record is from RefSeq and is a predicted model, not a curated record. Gene Ontology annotation, biological process: protein processing.
AUGAUGCUGCGCUCUACGAUGGGCUUGGGCAAGGCCCGAGUCCCGGCUUUGCGCCAACCGGCAUACGGUCGACUCUCCGCGUUGAACUCUGCGAUCCCGCGGACAAGGGCUCUGGCGAGGGCGGCUUCGACCGUUACCAACAUCGAUAGCUUCCCUGGAAUCGGCGAAAAGCUCCACGGCUUCACUGUCCGCGAAAAGAAGCAUGUCCCGGAGCUUCACUUGACCGCGGUGCGAUUGACUCACGACAAGACCGACGCGGACUACCUGCAUGUGGCGAGGGACGAUAAAAACAAUGUCUUUGGCAUCGGAUUCAAGACAAACCCGCCCGAUGCGACAGGUGUACCCCAUAUUCUGGAGCACACUACCCUGUGUGGCAGCGAGAAGUAUCCCAUUCGCGAUCCUUUCUUCAAGAUGUUGCCGCGCUCCCUCUCGAACUUCAUGAACGCCUUUACCUCCUCCGACCACACUACCUACCCAUUCGCCACUACCAACUCGCAAGAUUUCCAAAACCUUCUGUCCGUCUACCUUGAUGCCACUUUGCAUCCGCUUCUUAAGGAGGAGGACUUCCGCCAAGAGGGAUGGCGACUGGGUCCUGAGGAGCCGCGGGCUUUGCAGGCAGCUCCGGGUCAGCCUGAGCAGAAGGCCAAGUUGGAUGACAUCGUCUUCAAGGGUGUUGUCUACAACGAGAUGAAGGGUCAAAUUUCGGAUGCCAACUACCUCUACUACAUCAAGUUCAAGGAGAGCAUCAUUCCGGCCCUUAACAACUCGGGAGGCGACCCGGAGUACAUCACGGAUCUCACUCACAAGCAGCUGUCUGACUUCUCGAAGCGCAACUACCACCCCAGCAACUCCAAGAUUCUAACAUAUGGAGACAUGCCGCUUGAACGUCAUUUGGAACAGGUUGGAGCGGUUUUGGACGGAUUCACCAAGGGGAAGGUUGAUACUGAUGUGAAAUUGCCUUUGGAUCUCAGCAGUGGGCCUUUGAAUGUCACAGUUCCUGGCCCCAUCGACACAUUUGCGAGCGAGGACAAGCAGUACAAGACCUCAACGUCUUGGUACAUGGGUGAUUCGACUGACAUUGUGGAGACUUUCUCUGUCGGAAUCAUCUCUUCUUUGUUCCUUGAUGGAUAUGGCUCUCCUAUGUACCGAGCUCUUAUUGAGAGCGGGCUUGGCUCGUCCUUUACCCCCAACACUGGUCUUGACGCCUCCGGAAAGGUCCCAGUCUUCUCGGUUGGCGUCAGCGGCAUUGGUGAAGCAGAAGCUCCUACCGUCAAAUCCGUUGUUCAAAACGCUUUCCGGGAGUCUGUCUCUGCUGGUUUCAGCGAGGAGAAGGUGCGUGGUUUCCUUCACCAGCUGGAACUUUCGCUGCGUCACAAGACUGCGAACUUUGGAAUUGGAGUUAUGGAAAAGACCAUUUCGUCCUGGUUCAACGGAUCCAACCCGAUGAAGGAGCUGGCAUGGAAUGAUGUUAUUGAGGAGUUCAAGAGAAGAUAUGAAAAGCCUGGGUACCUCGAGUCCCUCGUGGAGAAGUAUCUUCUUAACGACCAGUGCAUGACGUUCACAAUGGUUGGCACUCCUACAUUCAACAAGGAUUUGGAUAAGAUGGAGGCUGUGCGUAGGGAAACCAAGCUUGCCCAGCUCAUCGAGGAGCACGGUUCCGUCGAGAAUGCCAUCGCCAAACUGAGUGAAGAGGAGCUGCAACUUCUCAAGGUGCAAGAGGACGCGCACAACGCGGACUUGAGCUGCCUUCCUACAUUGCGAGUGAAGGAUAUCUCCAGAGAGAAGGAGCGCAAGCCUGUGCGCGAAUCAAAGGUGGACGACGUUGAUGUCCUCUGGCGGGAGGCCCCAACCAACGGGUUGACCUACUUCCAGGCCGUGAACGCUUUCGAGGACCUGCCUGAUGACCUUCGACUCUUGAUGCCCCUGUUCAAUGACUGUGUCAUGCGCCUGGGUACCGCCAACAAGACCAUGGAGCAAUGGGAGGAUCUCAUCAAACUGAAGACCGGAGGCAUCUCGACCUCGUCGUUCCUUGUGUCCUCACCGAACCACCUGGACCAAUUCAAGGAAGGGAUGAACUUCUCUGGAUAUGCCUUGGACAAGAAUAUUCCCGAAAUGCUGGAGAUGUUGUCAGCCCUCGUCAUGGAGACGGACUUCUCGAGCCCCGCUGCACCGGCAAUGAUCCAAGAGCUUUUGCGUUUGACUACCAACGGAGCUCUGGAUAGUGUCGCGGGCACCGGUCAUCGUUAUGCUGUCAACGCUGCGGCGGCUAGCCUCUCUCGCACCUUCUGGAUCCAGGAGCAGCAGUCUGGUCUGGAGCAGUUGCAAGCCACGGCCAACCUUCUACGGGAUGCAGAGACCGCUCCCGAGCGUCUCCAGGAAUUGAUUGAAAAGCUUCGCCUCAUUCAGUCGUUUGCCAUCUCCAAGUCCUCCAACCUUCGUGUUCGCAUGGUCUGCGAGCCCGAGAGCGCUGCGCGCAACGAGUCGGUCCUGCAGAAGUGGAUGGCAGGUCUGCCCCAAGUCCGUUCGCCGGCAGGACUUGCUGCUGCAUCCCCAUUCAAAUCGAUCGAGAGGGCUUUCUAUGACCUCCCUUAUAAGGUGUACUACUCUGGCCAGGCUACUCAGACGGUUCCUUUCGUCGAUCCCUCUAGCGCCCCACUCACGGUGCUGUCCCAGCUUCUGACCCACAACUACCUGCACCCUGAAAUCCGCGAGAAGGGUGGUGCUUACGGCGCAGGAGCCAGCAACGGACCCCUCAAGGGUAUUUUCACGUUCAUGAGCUACCGGGAUCCUAACCCGAUGAACACUUUGAAGGUCUUCCAGAACAGCGGUGUCUUCGCCAGAGACCGUGCCUGGUCCGAGCGUGAGAUUGAAGAAGCCAAACUCGGCAUCUUCCAAGGCCUUGAUGCACCAAUGAGUGUGGACGAAGAGGGCUCUCGCUACUUCUUGAGUGGCGUCACUCACGAGAUGGACCAGCGCUGGAGAGAGCAAGUCCUGGAUGUCACCGCCAAGGACGUCAAUGAGGUCGCUGAUCGCUUCCUCGUCAACGGCUCACGGAAGGCAACCUGCGUGCUGGGCGAGAAGAAAGACUGGGCCGGCGCCGACUGGGACGUGCGAAAGCUGUCCAUGGGCGAGGAGAGUGCCGCCGCCGAGUAA